Messenger RNA from Physella acuta, 898 nucleotides. RefSeq lists its product as uncharacterized. The record is from RefSeq and is a predicted model, not a curated record. Lineage: Eukaryota; Metazoa; Mollusca; Gastropoda; Physidae.
UGUAGUUGUACGACAAUGUUUUGAUGGUCUAAUGUGGUCACAGUUGUAAGGGAAAGUUUGAAUGGUCGAUGAAAUGAAGUUCGAUAACUCGUGGUUAAUUUACAUGUGUGUCGCGGUUACGGCCCCGCAAUGUGAUGUUCCACGAACACGAUAAGAUGUUGGGGUUUUAUCUGCUUGUUGUCGUUAGCACCGUCUUCAUCAACAAGGCAAACUCGGUCGACUCAACACAGCCUCCAGACUACAACGUAACACUAUGCAACGAUGGUGACGUCACCGAAGUAUUGCUUCGGCACCAGUCGUCCGUUUCCGUACGUAGCCCGAACAUUGACGAACGACGAACCCAGGGGAAUAUCCGGUGUAAAGUCGUCUUCAAAACUGGACCCGAAGCUUUGUUUCUCAUCAUACAAUAUAACUCUUUUGACCUGGAGUUAGUCUUGUACCCCGGGUCAUGUGACUACACUUGGUUGUGUGUACACGGCGUGAGGUUUUGUGGUGACUGGCCGUCCAAUCGGAUCUUCGAAUACAUCGUGCCUGCAAAUAGCACGUUUACCAUGUACUUCAAAUCUGAUGUCAUGGUUACCAAAGCUGGGUUCGAGGCCGUGGUGCAGGCCUUCACGGCCACUAGCAGUCACGUGACCGUAGCAGACGCCGGAAAUGGCGCCAGCGAGAAACACGUUGCUUACGUCACCACUGUCUUCAACGACCAGUUCGCCAAGACGUACAGGGACAAAUGUAACGGAAACUCCAGUCAGCCGAUUCCAGACUGGUUGAGACUGGCCGGAACAAGUUCGCCAUAAAAGUUUGCAGGUUGGAUAAAAACUCUGAAAUUUCUGGCCUUCAACAGACAGCGUGGUUUUUUGCUUGUUUUCACCGGAUGUUGAGUAAAACUAUAACACAA